Molecule: messenger RNA, 3227 nt
Organism: Halichondria panicea
Lineage: Eukaryota; Metazoa; Porifera; Demospongiae; Suberitida; Halichondriidae
Exons: 9
Coding region: 133-3144 (1003 amino acids)
Biological process (GO): protein phosphorylation
Cellular component (GO): mitochondrion
Molecular function (GO): protein binding; protein kinase activity; ATP binding
Source: RefSeq, a predicted model, not a curated record
GAUAUGAAUGUUUGAUAAUAAUAAGUUUAUAUUGGUUACCGAGUGAAAACAAGGUCCCAUUGUUGUUGGGAAAACUUGUAUAGUUUACAAAAGCUUCUAUAGUUUUGUAGUUGAAUAGCACAGCGUGCUCACAUGAUGGACAACGGAACCACUAUUGAAUGCAGUGUUGCAAACAACAGAAAGUCAGACUCUGUUAGCCAAUUUCUUUCUCAGUUUCUUAUUGAGCUCGAGGUCAAGUUGGAGUCUGGGGAAGAGAUUGGACGAGGUGCCUACGGCACCGUCUACAAGAUAAGGCGGUGGGGGGUUGUCUGUGCUGCCAAGAAGCUGCAUGAUCUGCCAUUGCAACUGAACAAGAAGGUAGAUUCACCCACCCCCUCUGGAAAGCCUGGUAAUGAGUUGGAUGGUACGACAGGCUCAAGGUCACGCUCUAUAAACGUCAACAAGCCACCGGAGAGUCGCAUUCUUGCAAAAUUCGAGAAAGAGUGUCACCUAUUGAGCAACCUGCGGCACCCGUAUGUUGUGCAGUUCCUGGGUGUGUACAUCGACAAGGGAACUAACACACCCGUCAUCAUAAUGGAGUACCUACCGAUGAGUCUGGCGUCUUGCGUGGAGAAGAAACCAACGAUCCCUCGCUACCUGCAGAUCUCAAUGCUCUCAAACGUAUCUCUAGGUCUGGCCUAUCUCCAUGGACACUCUCCGCCCAUCAUUCACCGCGACCUCACCGCUAAUAAUAUCCUACUCACCUCGAACAUGGUGGCAAAACUUGCCGACCUGGGAGUCGCUCGAAUCCUCGAUCUUACCCCCAAGCGAGCAGCACAGCUCACCCAAGCCCCUGGAACAGCUGCCUACAUGCCACCAGAAGCUUUUUCAACCUCUCCGACGUACAACCGAAGCAUCGAUGUGUUCUCUUAUGGCGUUUUAGUCCUCCAUCUCAUAUCCCAGCAAUGGCCGAUACCAACGGAAGCGGUGCGAGUGGGGGCCAGCGGAAUGCUCACACCAAUUCCAGAAGCUGACAGACGGAUUACUCAACUCGAGCUGGUGGGCAAAGACCAUUGUCUCUAUCAACUGAUCACGCAGUGUCUACAAAACGACCCUUCACAACGGCCGGACAUCUCUAACAUCAUCCUGACUCUGAAUGCCCUCCAGGACAAACACCCUCUGCCCUCAACCACCUACCUGGACCUACUGCAGGUCCUAGAGAGCAGUCGGAACCAGCUUGAAGCUAGGGGGGUGCAGCUCGAGGCCAGGAAAGAUCAGCUGAAAAUGAUCACUUCCACGAUGGACGACAAGGACAGGGAGAUAGCUGAGCUCAAAGAGCAGAUCAAAGUCAUGGAGAAACGCUUGGCUGGCUCGCUCAAAGGGCUACUACUCUGGAGUGGAGAUAAAGAGCUAGCUGCCAGUCACAAGGACACCACAUCCCCCGGCUCUGACAACCUCCUGCCCACACAAUCGUCAUUCACUUGGAAAAAAGAUGUCGAUAUGCCUGAGGGGACGUACGGAGCAAAGGGCGUAUUUAUGGAUGACAAGAUCUAUAUCGGAGGUGGAGAUUGCAGGGAGGUCGAAGCAGAGCGAAUCAUCUUCGAGUACGACGUCAACGGUGUGGUACGGAAGUGGACCCCUCUUCCUCCAACCCCUGUCGUUUAUUACUCAUUAGCCGUCGUUAACAAGAGUCUGACGUUGGUCGGAGGAUUCGACAUCACGAAGAAAGCGGCGACCAAUCAGAUUAUAGUGUGGAGUAAGGAGAAGCAGCAAUGGACCACACCUUUCCCUGCCAUGCCUACGGCCAGACAAGAUGCAAUGGUGACUACUCACAACCUGUGGCUACUGGUCGCUGGAGGGGUCAACCUGAAGAAGCCACUCUACAAUGUCGAGCUGUUUGAUUCUGCAACCUUUCAAUGGCACAUCAUUAAACCACUCCCCAAGCCGAGUGUUGGCAUGACAGGCUGCGUCGUCAAGGAUACGUGGUAUCUCCUCGGAGGGACCAACUUCGUAGAGGCAACAAAGGGGGAAACAGGUCCGAAAGAAUUCCUGUUUAGUCUCAAACUGAACGAAAACGUUGCGACCAAUUCGUGGAAGAUGCUUAACGAGACUCCGCACUACUGCUGUACAGCUGUGCCGUUUGGAGAUCACCUGAUGGCACUCGGAGGAUCUGACAGUUUAUCAGCCGUAUCCAGUAGCACCUCGAUGUUCUUAUACUCUCCUUCCCUCGAGCGUUGGCUAUUUAUCGGCAACACACCCACCCCCCGCUGUCAGUCCACCUGCAUCGUACUCUCCAAAAGCCGACUUAUCGUUCUGGGCGGCCGAGAGAGAGAGUGCAAGUUCAGCAAAUGUGUCGAACUGUUGUACUGGGAGGGGCUGAAAAGGUGCACAUUAAUAAGAAGCAAGAAGAGUAUGACUGCAUUUCUUGGUGGAACUAUCAGAGCUGGUAUCUCAGUCCGUCUUAUCUCUAGACUAUUCAGCACAUCUUCAGUUGCACAGGGCAAAGUGGCUGUGGUUUUGUCGGGCUGUGGUGUGUAUGAUGGAUCAGAGGUUCACGAAUCAUCAGCGAUUCUGGUACACUUGAGUGAGCAGCUACAAGAUGGAGGACAAGUGGAUAUGUUUGCACCAGACGUCCAACAGAUGCACGUGAUUGACCACAUCAAAGGGGAGCCAGUCACCACGGAUACCAGAAACGUGCUUACGGAGUCGGCUAGAAUUGCUCGAGGGCAAGUAACGUCACUGUCCAGUCUUAGGAGUGCAGAUUAUGAUGCUGUUCUGUUUCCUGGAGGCUUUGGAGCAGCUAAAAACUUGUGUACAUUUGCAGUGGAUGGAGCUGGUAUGACUGUGAAUGAAGAGGUCGAGAGAGUGUUGAAAGAAUUCCAUGGAAACGGGAAACCAAUUGGGCUUUGCUGUAUAUCCCCAGUGCUGGUUGCUAAGGUGUUGCCAGGAGUAACAGUCACGGUUGGCAGCGACAAUGAUCCAGCAGCACAGGCCAUCCUGAAAAUGGGCAGCAAACAUGUGCAGAAAGCAGUCACUGAGAGCCAUACGGACGUUUCUCACAAGGUAGUGACCACACCUGCCUUCAUGUGUGAGGAUGCCCCGCUCUACCAAAUCUUCACAGGAAUAGGGUCAAUGGUCAGAGAAGUCCUCCGGAUGAUCAAGUAGACUCAAGGACAAUUAUUGUAGUUGCCAUUUACUUAAUUUUUGUACGACUUGUAGUAUUGUCAAUAAUAAUGUCAGUUUAUUAU